Messenger RNA from Drosophila montana, 2244 nucleotides. It is a transcript of the gene lic, whose product is annotated as dual specificity mitogen-activated protein kinase kinase lic. NCBI's taxonomy places the organism in Eukaryota, Metazoa, Arthropoda, Insecta, Diptera, Drosophilidae. Gene Ontology annotation, molecular function: ATP binding; MAP kinase kinase activity. The transcript has 5 exons. The record is from RefSeq and is a predicted model, not a curated record. Gene Ontology annotation, biological process: stress-activated MAPK cascade; protein phosphorylation. The coding region runs from base 512 to 1519 and encodes 335 amino acids.
GAGGACGAGUUGUGCGCGAGUGUUGGGUGAAAAAAGAAAAAAUAUAUCAAAGAAAAGUAAAGCCCAAAAACCGCCAGAACCGUACAGAGCGCGGCAUUUCGACAGCAUUUUUUUUUCCGAUUCGCACAAUCGAAUGCGCAGCAGGCAUACAUAUCCACAACACGAUUUGACCAAAUGUGGUAAAAAUAGCAAGAGCAGCAGCCGCCGCCGCCGUCGCCGCUUCAUCGACGUCGCCGUCGUUGUUGUUUUUGUCGACGCCGACUCAAAAAAAAAAACCCACACAACAGCAGCAGCAAUAAAAGUAUCCAAUAGCGGCCCCAACUAAAAGUGGAGCAAAUAAUUUCAGUUACCAGGCGAAACGUGCAGCGCAAAACGCGUGAAGAGUUAAAGAAGUGCAAGUGCAGGCCGCCAAAGACGCAGACGCACAUACACCCGCCGACUUAUACAUAUACAUACACACAGACACACACACAUACAUACACGUAUUAAAACUACAGAGCGCAGCGCCGCAAUGUCACGACCACGUCCGCGCCUCACACCCAUUGGCAUUUCGCGUGAGCCGGAACCGGCAUUCGUGCCGCCGCGCAAUCUGGACUCGCGGGCAACCAUACAAAUUGGAGAUCAAACAUUUGACAUUGAUGCCGAUAGCCUGGAGAAGAUCUGCGAUUUGGGCCGCGGCGCCUAUGGCAUUGUUGAGAAGAUGCGGCAUCGCCAGACGGGCACAGUGCUCGCCGUCAAGCGCAUCCCAAUGACUGUUAACUUCCGGGAACAGCAGCGCCUGAUUAUGGAUCUGGACAUAUCGAUGCGAUCCAGCGAUUGCCCAUAUACGGUCCACUUCUAUGGCGCCAUGUACCGCGAGGGCGACGUCUGGAUAUGCAUGGAGGUGAUGAACACCAGUCUGGACAAAUUCUAUCCGAAAGUGUUUAAAAAUCAGCUAACCAUGGAGGAGACGGUGCUCGGCAAGAUUGCGAUGAGCGUGGUCAGCGCGUUGCAUUACCUGCACGCCCAGCUAAAGGUCAUACAUCGUGAUGUAAAGCCAUCAAAUAUACUGAUCAAUCGCAGCGGUCAGGUAAAAAUAUGCGAUUUUGGCAUCUCAGGCUAUCUAGUUGAUUCCGUGGCCAAGACUAUAGAUGCCGGCUGCAAGCCCUAUAUGGCGCCGGAACGCAUCGAUCCGCAAGGUAAUCCAGCCCAAUAUGAUAUACGCUCCGAUGUCUGGUCGCUGGGCAUUAGCAUGAUUGAAAUGGCCACCGGCCAGUAUCCCUACAAUAAAUGGCGGACGCCCUUCGAGCAGCUGCGUCAGGUGGUUGAGGACGAUCCGCCAAGGCUGCCGGCGGGCUCAUUCUCCGCCGAGUUCGAGGACUUUAUAGCGACAUGCUUGAAGAAGGAGUACACGGCGCGACCCAACUACGAGCAGCUGCUGCGGCACGGAUUCAUUGUGGAGCAUUUACAGCGCAAUACGGACAUUUCGGAGUUUGUGGCCAGGAUAUUGGAUCUGCCCGAUGAGCAGCCAUCGCAGUAGGAGCCAAAUCGAUUAUCAACGUGUUGUGUACUCAAAUGUGUACGGAUUCAAAAUGUAAAUUGCCGCCGUCUUCUACAUGCAUUUCUGUAUGUGUGUGUGUGUGCAUGUGCAUGUGUGUUUGUGUGUGUGUGCGUGCGUGUCUGUCUGUCUGUGUGUGUCUCUCUCUUUCUUCCACUGUGCAUGUGUGUGUGUGUAUGUAUGUAUGUGGAGCAAGAGAAUUGCAAAAGAAACAAAUUGUUAGGUUAAGUACGAAAUCAAAUCAAUCAUGCAUACAUACAUACAAUCUACUAUAUUAUAUAUAUAUAUAUAUUGCAUAUAUGUAUGUAUAUAUAUAUAUAUAUACUACGUGCCGUUUUACACAUAAACUGCAAGGUAAUUUCUCGCAUUUGCAGCGCUCAAGUGAUCGAAACGUGAAAAUGAAAUGAAAGAAAACAAAAUGCGAUUCACAAUAGGCAAAAAUCUAUAAAAACAAAAACCAAACUGUGCCUCAGCCUUGGCAGCCCAGCUAGUUGCUGUCAAACUGUACUAUGUUCAACUUCUAGAAAAAACCACAAAAAUCUACUUAAAAGAAUCAAGCUAAAUGCCGUUUAACUGCAGCGUGCCACGUGCAACAUGCCACCAAAAAACAAAAACAAAAACAAAUAAAAAAAAAACUAAUUAAAAACGCAUCAGAAAUCGCCAAGCAAAUUAUGUAAAUUGUUAACAAAUAUACGUGAAAUAGCUAA